UGUUUAUUUUUCCCGGCAAAGCAGUUGCUGUGCAUUAUACAUACGUUAUGAUCUAGGGCUUUCUAGGCGAAAUCAUAAACAUACGAAAUUAUUUAUCUGUGUAAAAGACAAAAUGAGUUAUUUUUCGCUUGGUGGUCAAAAUGACGAUGACGGAGAAUUUCUAAAUCCAGCGGCUAGUGCGAGCCUAACUGGUGGUUCUAAGCUGUCUUCUCUUUUUGGAAUGAAUGAUCAAAUGACAAAAAAUCCAAACAGUAAUCAAUCGCUGACAUACACUGCACCUAAACCACCUGGAAAACAACAAGAAAAACCUCAGAAUAAGAAAAAACAAACCAGUGCUGCUAAUACAUCAGGUGUCGCAUAUGCUGUGGCAGUUACUGCUUAUAAAUAUGUCAACAGCCAACAUGUAAAACAAGGAAAACUUGGAGCUGCUAUUCUCAAAAAUCUUGCUUCAAAUGAUUUCAAAAUUCUAAUGUACGUGACAAAGCAACAACCUGUUUGUACUGCACAAAUUAAUCGCAACUUUAACUUUGUUGUUCAAGCGAAUAACUAUGCAAGUUUCUAUGACGAUCAACGACAAAGCUGGAACGUUAUGUUUGACAGUUCCGAACAAAUUGUUGAAUUUGCAAAACAGAUUUGCUUGGCAAAAUAUUUCGGAAACCCUACUCCAUGUGAUUCAGUUGUUGUUCAAGACAUCACCCCACAUGACGCUAAGUUAAACCACGUUGAAAUGGGUGAUUCCCUUGAGGUAAAAUACACAAGGUGGUUGGUGAAUGAAGACGGCACACUUGGGGCGGUGUUUGAUUCAAAUGAAGGAAAAGAUAAAACUUUUAGAUUCAAAACUGACAAAGGAAAAGUAAUUCAGGGUUGGGAGCAAGGAAUGAUGGGAAUGCAGAAAGGAGGAACACGAUAUCUCAUCAUUCCACCACACCUUGCGUAUGGGGAAAAGAGAGUUGGAAAUAAAGUUCCACCUAAUUCAACCUUGGCGUUCAAAGUUAAUUUGUUGCGGAUGAAACAAAGUCGUGAUAAUUCAUCGAUGAAAAGUGCCGGGUCUGUUGAUUCAGUGCCACAAGAGGUCUCUGCAGAGCAAGCUGUUGAAAUUCCAAAGAAAGUCACCCAUGAAACAACGGUGAAAGAGCGAACUUCUUCACUCAAUGAUCAACUUUCUCAUGUGGGAAAUGAUGAUGGUAAAUCCAACUUAAUGAUGAGAAUGGCAAAGAUGGGACAAGCAUUAAUUCCCAAUCCUACAGCUAACCAAGCUGAAGUUGAAUCUCACCCACAGCCUCAUGUUGUUAAUCCUACCCCUCAAAGCACACCUGCCCCUGCCAUACAUAUAAACAAUGAUAUUGAAACGCACCCUCAACUUGUAGUACAUCGUGCUUCACCUAAACCAGCCCAACAUAAUGUAAUGCAACCGGUCCAACCACCCUAUCAACCCAUACAACAGCCAUAUAUUCCACCAGCUGUCAGUCAUCCAAGUAGUAUCCACCAUUCACAUGAGUCACCAUACCAUUCAUACCACCCCGGAUAUCAACCAAUGCAACCAUACCCACCCAUGCAACAAAGCUACGGAGAACUCCCGAUCUUACUAUCCGAAUCACGGCAGCAUCUCACCGAACUUCGUUUGUUGCAAGAAAAAGUUGACAAAGUGAGCAAUUUAGUUCAAGAAGUAAAAGAGAAAUCCGUUGAUCCAAUGAAAAGUAACCUUAGUGCUUCACAAACCAUGGAUGCUGCUUUAAUAAUGCACAACAUACAACGUAUUAUGCAGGAGAAUGAUCAUAUAAAGCAGCAAGUUUUGGAAAAGAAUAAAAUAAUUGAGAAUCAAAAUGAUAAAAUAAGUAACUUGCUUCAACAGGGUCAAAAACAUGCUGAACAAAACAAUCUUCUCCUUGAGCAAAGAAAUGAUUCGUUUAAAGAAUCUUUUGGUCAAAGUCAAGCUCGUUUAUUACAACUAGAACAAGAUAAAGUCGAUCUUACUGAAAAAUUAAGUGAAGCAACUUCAAAAGUUUCUCAACUUAUGUUGGAAGCAACCAACGCAAAACAACGAGAUUCAGAUAUUAGACAAAAGUUUAAAGAAGUUUAUUCUGCUGAGAAGGAAAAAUGUGAAGAAUUGAGUGAAAAAGUACAAGAACUUGAAGAGGAAAUUUCAACCCUACGUGUUAAAGUUUCAACUUCAGAUCAACAAGAUUCAACAUUAAACAAGGAAAUAACCAAAUUAAAACAAGAACUUCAAGAAUCAAAAUCUAAAUAUGAAAAGAGCAAUGCAUUGUUGAUGAAGAAAUCAGCAGAGUGGGAGGAGGAGAGAAAGAGCAUUUUAAAGAGAAUAGAAGAGAAUAAGAUGAGUUAUGAGGAGAAGCUUAGUGAGGUGACAAGUCAAAAUGAUGCUGAACAUAAAUCCAAAGCAGAACUUCAACUACAAAUUGAAUCUUUGAAAGAAAAAUUAAACCAGGAAUCUCCUGAGCUUCAAGAAUCAAAUUCUAAACUUGAAACUUUGCAACAAAAAUUUCUCCAAUUACGAGGUUUAUACGAAGAACGUGGGCGAAAGAUUACAGAAGUAGAAGAAGAAUUAGAAGAAGCAACUCCUUAUAAGGAAGCUUACGAUAAACUACGGCAGCAAGCUACCAUGAUGAAGCAGAAAUAUGACGCAAAUAUUCAAGAUUUGCGACAAAAAUUAGAAGACACUGAUGUUCCAACCACAUCUGGUGAAGAUUUUGUUCAACAGGUUAAAGAGAUUAUGAAUUCUAUUUUUCACCAAAUUAAAUCUGAAGUUACAAUGGAAGAAGAAUAUUCCGGAAAAGAAGUUUUAAGUCUCGUGCUUGGUGUUAUUAAGAUGCAGGCAACCACAUUUGAGAUGUUGAGUAAGAACAAGGAAGGAUCAGAAGAUGAACAAUCGGAUUCAAGUGAGGAAGAGGAAAGUGAAGAAGAAAAUGAGGGAGAGGAUGAAGUUCAUGAUGAUGUUGUUCGUGACAAUGAUGUUCGUGAUAACAAGGAUGUUGAAGAGGAAGUUGGUUCUCGUGAUGCAAAUCAUAAUGAAGAUGAAAAAAGUAAUGUUCACAAGGAAUAUGAUUCUGAUCCUCAGAAAUAUGAUAAUCCUGUGAAAGAUGAUAAUGAUCAUGUGGAAGUAGAUCACAAAGAAGAUGAUUCGAAUCAUGUGAAAAAUGAUGUUCACGAGGAUGACAACGCUGAUAUCGUUCAUGAACAUCAUGAUCACAAGAAAGAUGAUAAAUUAAGGGAAGCUGAUGCUUGUAUGAAAGUCGAUGAUCAUCAUUCGAAAAAUGGUUCUGAGAGAGAAGAUGAUCAUGUGAUAGCAGCUGAUGAUAUAGCGGAUCAUAUGAACGAUGAUGAUCAUGUGAAAGAACGAGUGGAUUCUCAUGAAAAAUCAUCCAUAGAAACAGUUAAUGAUCCAAUAGUUGAUACAAAUGUUUGUGUCACCGAAAACUUAAGCUCAGAAAUCCCAAAUGAUCCCAAUACAGUUGAAGAAAAUGGAAAAACUGUAGAAGAAACAAAAGAUAUUCCACCCAGUGAUAGGCAAGUUGGAGAAGCUUUGUCACUUGAGAAGAAUCUUAAUGAAGCGAUUCUUGCAAAGAUAGAAGAGAAAUUAGACAGUGUAGGUGAGGUAGGGGAUCGCUCACGGACAUCAUCACAUGAUGAUGGAAGAGAACCCCCUCCUUUAUUUGAUGAUGAAGAAGAGGAUGAUGAUUUAGAUUGGUUGAAUUAAAAUUAUAUCUGAUCAGUCUGGCCAUUGGACCUUUGCAAUUUACAUUAAAACAUUUUGAUUACUGUAUCUUGUUGGGGCAAUUUCUGGGAUAAAUCCCCAUGAUGUGCCUUGGCAUUGAAUUUCAGUCCUCAACCAUGUAGAAUAGAGAAUUCUAUCCGAUUUUUUAAAUAUUAUAUUUAUUUUGAGUUAUAAUAAUUUUAAAGUUAAUAGUUAAACAGUGUACUUCAUAUAUUCAAUGUAUGUUUUCGUGCCAUUUUGAUUCACGUUUGCUGAUAUUGCUUUAUAAUUUCACCAACUUUCACUGAUUAAGUAUUUAAGUGCAAUAAACAUUAUGUUAUCAUCCAA
Molecule: messenger RNA, 4060 nt
Organism: Ciona intestinalis (vase tunicate)
Lineage: Eukaryota; Metazoa; Chordata; Ascidiacea; Phlebobranchia; Cionidae
Source: RefSeq, a predicted model, not a curated record